AUGUCUACAACACAAAUUAAUGACAAAGAUGUUGCCUGCUUGAUUGUAAAUUUUUUAGAAAAUGUUAUAAGUAAGAAGGAAAUAUCUCAAGAUAAUAUCGAUUCAUUAAAUGUUGCAAUUGAUUGUAUCCAACAAUGCUAUAAUCUUAACGAAGCUUACAUUUCAUCUAGUUUAAUUUUAAAAUUCUCGAAAAGUGAUUUAACAUCAAUACUUAAUAAUUUUGCAAAAAAUAACUAUAAAAAUAUCACCUCUACAAAAGAAACCACACCUUUGACGUUAGAGCCUAGCUCUUUGAAUGAAUCUGUAAAAAAAAACCAGUCUAAUAUUUCAAACGAUAAUAAUGAAAAAAUUUCAAUAAACCUUAAUGAUACCAGCAAGAAUAAUUUUUCUGAUAAAGAUAAGCAAAUUGCAGAUACUUUUAAAGAUGAAGGUAACAGAUUAAUGUUCAGUGAAGAUUAUAAAAAGGCAAUUGAGUGUUAUACAAACGCAAUUUCAAAAUAUCCAUGUGAUCCAAUAUAUUAUUCAAACAGAUCUGUUGCUUAUUUAAAAGUGAAUGAUUAUGAAAGUGCAAUUAAUGAUGCAAAUUUUUGUAUUUCCAUUGAUGCAAAUUUUUCUAAAGCUUAUAUUAGAUUAGCCAAUAUUAAAGUACAACAACAUCAGUAUAUUGACGCUUUAGACUAUUACAAGAAAUUUAUUGAGUUAAAUAAAGAUUCUGUACCUGAAAAAAUCACAAGAGAGUUUGAAGAUUUGAAAUUAAAAGUACAAACGGACAUUUCUUUAAGAGAAAUAUCUAACGAUCACUCUAACAAUAAUUAUAAUGAAAAUAGUUAUAACUCAACUAAAAACUCGCCAGAUAUUGGCUCAAUAUUGGGUGAUGGCUUUGCUGCUCUAUUGAGCAAUCCAAUGCUACAACAAAUGAUAUUUAAAAUUAUUCAAAAUAAUCCUGAUGCUGCAAAAAAUAUUGGUUACGUAUUAGCAAAUCCAGCAAUGAAAAACUUACUCCAGAACUUUAAAAAUGGUAGUGCAUUCGACAAAAAGUUAUUUAUGGAUUUACUUGACAGCUUGCUAAACCCUAAUAGUAAUACUAAUACCAAUCCAAAUAAUAAUAGUAACACAACUUGA
Messenger RNA from Henningerozyma blattae CBS 6284, 1122 nucleotides. RefSeq lists its product as uncharacterized. Gene Ontology annotation, molecular function: protein binding; molecular adaptor activity. The coding region runs from base 1 to 1122 and encodes 373 amino acids. The transcript has a single exon. Gene Ontology annotation, cellular component: TRC complex; membrane. Lineage: Eukaryota; Fungi; Ascomycota; Saccharomycetes; Saccharomycetales; Saccharomycetaceae. The record is from RefSeq and is a predicted model, not a curated record. Gene Ontology annotation, biological process: post-translational protein targeting to endoplasmic reticulum membrane.